Messenger RNA from Alligator sinensis (Chinese alligator), 11372 nucleotides. It is a transcript of the gene RELN, whose product is annotated as reelin. Gene Ontology annotation, molecular function: lipoprotein particle receptor binding. The transcript has 64 exons. NCBI's taxonomy places the organism in Eukaryota, Metazoa, Chordata, Crocodylia, Alligatoridae. The record is from RefSeq and is a predicted model, not a curated record. Gene Ontology annotation, biological process: neuron migration; central nervous system development. Bases 311 to 10348 code for a protein of 3345 amino acids.
GAGUAAAUUGACGAGCUGAUCAUUCAUCAGUCAAUCUCCCCGCCGCGACCUCCUAGGCGUAUCCUUCACCUUCAUGCUCGAUAAGACAUAACCUGCCGACCGCCGGCCCGUAUAUAUCUGCAGACCGACCUCAUGAACUCUAAGCUGUAACUAACUAAGUAUCUCUGACCUCCGCCAUUCACCACCUUGACGGCUCACCAUUUCAACAAGUACCUACUUUGAUGGCUUACUGGUAACAGGACUCUACACAUCUACCAGUGUUCAGGCUUCCCAAAGUAUUGGUGGUUCUAGCGCUUUUGGAUUUGGGAUUAUGUCUGAUCACCAGUUUGGAAAUCAGUUUAUGUGCAGUGUGGUUGCUUCACAUGUGAGUCAUCUACCAACAACAAACCUCAGUUUUGUUUGGAUUGCUCCACCUGCAGGCACAGGCUGUGUGAAUUUCAUGGCUACAGCUACUCACAGGGGUCAAGUUAUAUUCAAGGAUGCCUUAGCACAACAGUUGUGUGAACAGGGAGCUCCAACAGAAGCUCCCUUGCACCCUCAUCUAGCUGAAAUGCAUAGUGACAGCAUCAUCCUACGAGAGGACUUUGACUCUUAUCUUCAGCUAGAAUUGAAUCCCACUUUGUGGUCUGAAUGUAGUAACUGUGAGGUUGGAGAUCAGUGCGGUAUAAUUAUGCAUGGCAAUGCAGUCACUUUCUGUGAGCCAUAUGGUCCAAGAGAACUGACCACCUCCAGCCUUAACACGACUACUGCAUCUGUCCUUCAGUUUUCCCUGGGGUCAGGUUCAUGUCGCUUUAGUUACUCUGAUCCCAGCAUCAUUGUGUCCUACACUAAGAAUAAUUCUGCCGACUGGAGACAGCUGGAGAAAAUUAGAGCACCUUCCAAUGUCAGCACCAUUAUCCAUAUACUCUACCUUCCUGAAGACGCCAAAGGAGAGAAUGUUCAGUUUCAGUGGAAACAAGAAUACAUGCAUGCUGGUGAUGUGUAUGAAGCCUGUUGGGCGUUGGACAACAUUCUGAUCAUAAAUGCUGCUCACAGACAAAUUGUUCUAGAAGACGAUCUUGAUCCUGUGGACACUGGCAACUGGCUUUUCUUCCCUGGGGCCACAGUUAAGCAUAGCUGUCAGUCAGACGGAAACGCCAUUUAUUUUCAUGGAACUGAAGGCAGUGAAUUCAAUUUUGCUACAACCCGAGAUGUAGAUCUUUCCACUGAAGAUGCCCAGGAGCAGUGGGCAGAAGAGUUUGAGAGUCAGCCUAAAGGAUGGGACAUACUUGGAGCUGUCAUUGGUACUGAAUGUGGAACUCUGGAAUCAGGCUCAUCUAUAGUAUUUCUCAGAGAUGGAGAGAGAAAAAUAUGUACUCCCUAUAUGGACACGACUGGUUAUGGGAACCUGAGAUUUUAUUUCAGUAUGGGAGGAACUUGUGAUUCUGGAGAACCCCAUGAAAACAAUGUUAUCCUCUAUGCCAAGAUUGAAGGAAGAAAAGAACACAUCAUGCUUGAUACCCUGACCUAUGCUGCUUAUAAAGUUCCAUCUUUGGUUUCUGUCGUCAUUAGUCCAGAGAUGCAGACUCCUGCAACCAAGUUUUGUCUCAAGCAAAAGACUCAUCAGGGGCAUAAUAUGAAUGUCUGGACUGUCGAUUACUUCCAUGUCCUUCCUGUCCUCUCUUCCACUGUAACUCAUAUGAUACAGUUUUCCAUAAAUCUGGGCUGUGGAACUCAUCAACCUGGUAACAGUGUCAGCUUGGAGUUUUCAACAAAUCAUGGUCGUUCCUGGUCCUUACUUCACUCAGAGUGCCUGCCUGAGAUAUGUGCUGGACCUCAUCUUCCUCACAGCACAGUCUAUGCCUCUGAAAACUAUAGUGGGUGGAGCCGGAUAACUAUUCCCCUUCCCAAUGCGGCAUUAACCGAAAACACGAGGAUUCGAUGGAGACAAAUUGGACCAAUCCUUGGAAAUAUGUGGGCAAUUGAUAAUAUUUAUAUUGGUCCAUCUUGCCUCAGAUUCUGCUCAGGGCGAGGACAAUGCACUAGAAAUGGCUGCAAGUGUGAUCCUGGCUUUUCAGGUCCUGCAUGUGAAAUGGCCUCUCAGACAUUCCCAAUGUUUAUUUCAGAAAGCUUUGGCAACUCAAGGCUCUCUUCUUAUCACAAUUUUUACUCUAUCCGUGGUGCUGAAGUUAGUUUUGGCUGUGGAGUACUCGCAAGUGGGAAGGCCUUGGUUUUUAACAAAGAUGGAAGGCGUCAGCUUAUCACUUCUUUUCUUGACAGUUCACAGUCCAGGUUCCUCCAGUUCACUCUGCGCCUGGGAAGCAAGUCUGUACUAAGUACCUGCAAGGCUCCUGAUCAGCCUGGGGAAGGAGUGUUACUGCACUAUUCAUAUGACAAUGGGAUUACAUGGAAACUACUGGAACAUUAUUCUUAUCUCAACUACCACGAGCCAAGAAUAAUAUCUGUGGAGCUACCAGAAGAUGCAAGACAAUUUGGUAUUCAGUUCAGAUGGUGGCAGCCAUAUCACUCUUCUCAGGGCGAAGAUGUAUGGGCUGUUGAUGAGAUCAUCAUGACAUCUGUGCUUUUCAACAGCAUUAGUCUGGACUUCACAAAUCUAGUUGAAGUGACUCAGUCUCUGGGAUUCUAUCUGGGAAACGUUCAACCAUAUUGUGGCCAUGACUGGACCCUUUGUUUUACAGGAGAUUCUAAAUUAGCUUCCAGCAUGCGUUAUGUUGAAACACAGUCUAUGCAAAUUGGAGCAUCAUACAUGAUACAGUUCAACUUGGUGAUGGGCUGUGGCCAGCAGUUUACUCCUCAUAUGGACAACCAGGUGAAAUUGGAGUAUUCCACCAACCAUGGCCUUACUUGGCACCUUGUUCAAGAGGAAUGCCUUCCAAGUAUGCCUAGCUGCCAGGAGUUUACAUCUGCAAGUAUCUAUCACUCCAGUGAAUUCACGCAGUGGAGGAGAAUCACUGUCCUUUUACCACAAAAAACUUGGUCCAGUGCUACCCGUUUCCGUUGGAGCCAGUGCUACUAUACAGCCCAAGAUGAGUGGGCUUUAGACAACAUCUACAUAGGUCAGCAGUGUCCCAAUAUGUGCAGUGGGCAUGGCUGGUGUGACCAUGGCAUAUGCAGGUGUGAUCCAGGAAAUCAGGGCACUGAUUGUCAUCCAGAAACAUCCUUGCCUUCAACUGUAAUGUCUGAUUUUGAGAAUCCAAAUGGUUUGAAGACUGAAUGGCAGGAAGUCAUUGGAGGAGAGAUCGUAAAACCUGAACAAGGCUGUGGGGUCAUCUCCUCAGGAUCAUCCCUAUAUUUUAACAAGGCUGGAAAAAGGCAAUUAGUGAGCUGGGACUUGGACACUACCUGGGUGGAUUUCGUCCAGUUUUACAUUCAAAUAGGUGGGGAGAGCUCUUCAUGCAAUAAACCAGACAGCAGAGAAGAAGGUGUGUUACUGCAGUACAGCAACAAUGGAGGGAUCAACUGGCACCUACUAGCAGAAAUGUACUUCUCCGACUUCAGCAAACCCAGAUUUGUCUAUCUCGAGCUUCCUGCCGCUGCAAAGACUCCUUGCACUAGAUUCCGCUGGUGGCAGCCAGUGUUUUCAGGAGAAGGUUAUGACCAGUGGGCCAUUGAUGAUAUCAUCAUUUUGUCAGAAAAGCAGAAGCGCAUCAUUCCCGUCAUUAACCCAACUUUACCACAGAACUUUUAUGAGAAACCAGCUUUUGAUUAUCCUAUGAACCAGCUCAGUGUGUGGCUGAUGUUGGCUAACGAGGGAAUGGUCAAAAAUGAAAGUUUCUGUUCUGCCACACCAUCAGCCAUGCUAUUUGGUAAAUCAGAUGGGGACCGAUUUGCAGUGACUCGGGAUUUAACACUGAAACCUGGAUACGUUCUCCAGUUUAAGCUUAACAUUGGUUGCACUAACCAGUACAGUAGUUCUGCUCCAGUUCUGCUUCAGUAUUCCCAUGAUGCUGGCCUAUUCUGGUCACUUGUGAAGGAGGGCUGUUAUCCUGCAUCUCCUGGAAUCAAAGGGUGUGAAGGAAGUUCUCGAGAGCUGAGUGAACCAACUAUCUAUUACACAGGAGACUUUGAGGAUUGGACAAGAAUUACUAUUGUCAUUCCAAGAUCUCUUGCAGCCAGUAAAACUAGAUUUCGCUGGAUCCAAGAGAGCAGUUCUCACAAAAAUGUGCCCCCUUUUGGCUUAGAUGGAGUUUACAUCUCAGAGCCUUGUCCUAAUUAUUGCAGUGGUCAUGGGGACUGUGUUUCUGGAGUCUGUUUUUGUGACUUGGGCUAUACAGCCUCACAUGGAACCUGUGUGUCUAAUGUACCUAAUCACAGUGAGAUGUUCGACAGGUUUGAGAGGAAGCUGAGCCCUCUCUGGUACAAGAUAACUGGAGGUCAGGUUGGGACAGGCUGUGGAACCCUGAGUGACGGAAAAUCUCUUUACUUCAAUGGGCCUGGUAAACGGGAAGCAAGAACAGUCCCUCUGGAUACCGCAAAUAUCAGACUAGUUCAGUUUUAUGUACAAAUUGGAAGCAAAGCUAUUGGUUCUUCCUGCAACAAACCAAGAGCCAGGAAUGAAGGGCUUGUGGUUCAGUACACAAAUGACAAUGGAAUCACCUGGCAUUUGCUGCGAGAACUGGAUUUCAUGUCUUUCUUAGAACCGCAGAUAGUUUCAAUAGAACUGCCUCGUGAAGCUAAAACAUCUGCAACUGCUUUCCGGUGGUGGCAACCCCAGCAUGGGAAACAUUCAUCACAGUGGGCUCUGGAUGAUGUCCUCAUUGGAAUGAAUGACAGCUCUCAGACAGGUUUUCAGGAUAAAUUUGAUGGAUCCGUGGAUUUACAAGCAAGUUGGUACAGGAUCCAAGGGGGCCAAGUAGAUAUUGACUGUCUGUCCAUGGACACAGCUCUGAUGUUCAACGAAAACAUUGGAAAACCUCGUUAUGCCGAGACUUGGGAUUUCCAUGUGUCAGCCUCCACUUUCUUGCAGUUUGAGCUGAGCAUGGGCUGCAGCAAACCAUUCAGCAACUCCCAUGGCAUUCACCUGCAGUAUUCUUUAAACAAUGGGAGAGACUGGCACUUGGUGACUGAGGAGUGUGUCCCUCCAACCAUUGGAUGCCAGCAUUAUACUGAGAGUUCAAUUUACACAUCAGAAAGGUUCCAGAACUGGAAGCGAAUUACAGUCUACCUUCCACCUGCAACCAUCUCUCCCAGAACACGGUUCAGAUGGAUUCAGUCUGACUACGCUCCCAGUGCAGAUUCUUGGGCUAUUGAUAAUAUUGUCCUGGCCACAGGAUGUCCUUGGAUGUGCUCAGGCCAUGGGAUCUGUGACACAGGCCGCUGCAUAUGUGACCGCGGUUUUGGAGGUCCAUAUUGUGUUCCUGUUGCUCCUCUGCCUUCUGUUCUGAAAGAUGAUUUCAACGGUAACUUGCAUCCUGAUCUUUGGCCUGACGUCUAUGGUGCCGAGAGGGGAAACUUGAAUGGAGACACAAUCAAAUCUGGAACUGCUCUCAUUUUUAAAGGGGAAGGACUGAGAAUGCUUAUUUCAAGAGAUCUAGAUUGCACUAAUACUGUGUAUAUCCAGUUUUCAUUUAAAUUUAUAGCAAAAGGUACUCCAGAGAGGUCACAUUCCAUUCUGCUACAAUACUCCAUUAACGGAGGCAUCACCUGGCACCUAAUAGAUGAGUUUUACUUCACUCAAACUACAGAUGUUCUCUUCAUUAAUGUUCCAUUACCAUACACAGCACAAACCAAUGCUACCCGUUUCAAGCUCUGGCAACCUUACAACAAUGGCAAGAAAGAAGAAAUCUGGAUUAUCGAUGACUUCAUUAUUGAUGGGAACAACCUAAAGAGUCCUUUUAUCCUUCUGGAUACAUUUGAUUUUGGCCCUAAAGAAGAUAACUGGUUUUUCUAUCCUGGUGGGAAUAUUGGGCUUUAUUGCCCAUAUACUUCAAAGGGAGCACCGGAGGAAGAUUCUGCUAUGGUAUUUGUUUCAAAUGAAGUUGGAGAACAUUCCAUUACAACAAGGGAUCUGAGUGUGGACGAGAAUACUAUCAUCCAAUUCGAGAUCAAUAUUGGAUGCACCACAGACAGCUCAUCUGCUGACCCAGUGAAGCUCGAAUUCUCACGAGACUUGGGGGCAACCUGGCACAUGCUUCUGCCACUCUGCUACAGUAGUAGCAGCCAUCUCAGCUCGCUAUGCUCCACUGAGCAUCAUCCAAGUAGCACGUACUAUGCUGGUACAACUCAGGGCUGGCGAAGAGAGGUAAUUCACUUUGGAAAACUGCACCUAUGUGGAUCAGCAAGAUUCAGAUGGUACCAGGGAUUUUAUCCUGCUGGGUCACAACCAGUAACUUGGGCUAUUGAUAAUGUCUACGUUGGCCCACAGUGUGAGGAGAUGUGUAAUGGUCAUGGCAGCUGUGUCAAUGGAACUAAAUGUAUCUGUGAUCCAGGCUAUUCUGGUCCCACCUGUAAAAUAAGCACCAAGAAUUUGGACUUUCUCAAGGAUGAUUUUGAAGGUCAGCUAGAAUCUGAUAGGUUCUUGCUGGUGAGUGGUGGAAAACCAUCAAGGAAGUGCGGUAUCCUGUCUGGUGGAAACAACCUCUUCUUUAAUGAAGAUGGCUUGCGUAUGCUGAUGACUCGAGACAUGGAUUUGUCCCAGGCAAGAUUUGUGCAGUUCUUCAUGAGACUGGGAUGUGGCAAGGGAGUUCCAGACCCCAGAAGCCAACCUGUACUUCUACAACAUUCACUUAAUGGGGGCCUCACAUGGAGCCUGCUUCAAGAAUUCCUCUUCAGUAAUUCAAGCAAUGUAGGCCGAUACAUUGCCAUGGAAAUUCCCCUGAAGGCCCGUUCCAGCUCCACUCGUCUCCGCUGGUGGCAACCAUCUGAGAAUGGGCAUUUUUACAGCCCAUGGGUAAUUGAUCAGAUACUUAUUGGUGGAAACAUCUCUGGUAACACAGUCCUAGAAGAUGAUUUCACCACACUGGAUAGCAGAAAGUGGCUGCUCCAUCCAGGUGGAACAAAGAUGCCAGUGUGUGGUUCUACUGGAGAUGCACUGGUUUUCAUCGAAAAAGCUAGCACCCGUUAUGUUGUCACCACUGACAUUGUGGUUAAUGAGGAUUCUUUCAUGCAAAUAGAUUUUGCAGCCUCCUGCUCUGUCACAGAUUCCUGUUAUGCUAUUGAGCUGGAAUAUUCUGUGGAUCUUGGAUUAACAUGGCACCCCAUGUCGAAAGACUGUCUUCCCACUAAUGUAGAAUGCAACAAGUACCAUCUCCAAAGGAUUCUGGUAUCAGACACUUUCAACAAAUGGACCAGGAUUACGUUACCUCUACCUCCCUAUACAAGGUCUCAAGCAACUCGUUUCCGCUGGCACCAGCCAGCUCCAUUUGACAAGCAGCAAACAUGGGCUAUAGACAAUGUCUACAUUGGAGAUGGCUGUAUAGAUAUGUGCAGUGGCCAUGGGAGGUGCACACAAGGCAACUGUGUCUGCGAUGAACACUGGGGUGGGCUCUACUGUGAUGAGUCUGAGACAUCCCUUCCAACACAACUUAAAGAUAACUUCAACCGAGCUCCAUCUAAUCAGAACUGGCUAACAGUAAAUGGGGGGAAAUUGAGCACAGUCUGUGGAGCAGUGGCCUCUGGAAUGGCUCUUCAUUUCAGUGGGGCUUGUAGUCGUUUGCUAGUUACAAUGGAUUUGAACCUCACUAAUGCAGAAUUCAUCCAGUUUUAUUUCAUGUAUGGAUGCCUGAUAACUCCUAACAAUCGGAACCAAGGAGUUCUGCUUGAGUACUCUGUGAAUGGAGGAAUUACCUGGAACCUCUUAAUGGAAAUCUUCUAUGACCAGUUCAGCAAACCUGGCUUUGUGAACAUUCUUCUUCCCCACGAUGCCAAAGUGAUUGGCACCCGUUUCCGUUGGUGGCAACCAAAACACGAUGGUUUGGAUCAGAAUGACUGGGCUGUUGACAAUGUGCUGAUAUCUGGCUCAGCAGAUCAGAGGACGGUGAUGUUAGACACCUUUAGCAGUGCUCCAUUGCCACAGCAUGAACGUUCCCCAGCAGAUGCUGGCCCCACAGGAAGGAUUGCUUUUGAUAUGUUUAUGGAAGACAAAACUACAGUGAAUGAACACUGGCUGUUCCAUGAUGAUUGCUCAAUUGAAAGAUUCUGUGAAUCUCCUGAUGGGGUUAUGAUCUGUGGUAGCCACGAUGGCAGGGAAGUUUAUGCAGUUACCCAUGACCUAACUCCUACAGAAGGCUGGAUUAUGCAAUUCAAGAUUUCUGUUGGAUGUAAAACUUCAGAAAAAAUUGCACAGAACCAAGUCCACGUGCAGUAUUCCACUGACUUUGGUGUGAGUUGGAGCUAUUUAGUACCUCAGUGCUUACCUGCUGAUCCAAAAUGUUCUGGGAGUGUUUCACAGCCCUCUGUCUUCUUUCCAACAAAAGGAUGGAAAAGGAUAACGUAUCUACUGCCUGAAAACCUUGUGGGCAAUCCAGUGAGGUUUAGGUUCUAUCAAAAAUAUUCAGAUAUGCAGUGGGCCAUUGAUAAUUUCUAUCUGGGACCUGGUUGCUUAGAAAACUGUAGAGGCCAUGGUGACUGCUUGAAAGAACAGUGCAUCUGUGAUCCUGGGUACUCUGGACCAAACUGCUACCUAACCCAAUCUCUGAAGACUUUCCUGAAGGAACGCUUUGACAAUGAAGAAAUUAAACCAGAUUUAUGGAUGUCCUUGGAAGGUGGAAAUGCUUGUACUGAAUGUGGAAUUCUAGCAGAGGAUACAGCUCUGUAUUUUGGAGGCACUACAGUAAGACAAGCUGUCACACAAGACCUGGAUCUGAGGGGUGCCAAAUUUCUACAGUAUUGGGGAAGAAUUGGGAGUGAAAACAACAUGACAACCUGUCACAGACCAACAUGCAGGAAGGAGGGAGUUCUGUUAGAUUAUUCAGUUGAUGGAGGAAUAUCUUGGACCUUACUUCAUGAGAUGGAUUAUCAGAAAUACGUCUUGGUCAGGCAUGACUACAUACUCCUCCCCGAACAUGCUCUAACCAAUACAACUCGCCUGCGCUGGUGGCAGCCAUUUGUAAUUAACAGUGGCAUUGUGGUUUCAGGCCCAGAUCGUGCUCAGUGGGCACUAGAUAACAUACUCAUUGGAGGAGCUGAGAUCAAUCCCAGUCAACUGGUAGAUACAUUUGAUGACGAAGGCACUUCCCAUGAAGAAAACUGGAGUUUUUACCCUAAUGCAGUCAGGACUGCAGGGUUCUGUGGCAACCCAUCAUUUCACCUCUACUGGCCAAAUAAGAAAAAGGACAAGACACACAAUAUCCUGUCCUCCAGGGAACUCAUUAUACAACCAGGAUACAUGAUACAGUUUAAAAUUGUGGUUGGCUGUGAGGCAAUUUCUUGUGGGGACCUCCACUCUGUCAUGCUGGAGUACACCAAGGAUGCCAGGACAGAUUCAUGGCAACUUGUCCAGACACAAUGCCUUCCUUCCUCAACUAAUAGCAUUGGCUGCUCCCCAUUUCAGUUCCAUGAAGCUACCAUCUAUAAUUCUGUCAACAGCUCUACGUGGAAAAGAAUAACUAUUCCACUGCCUGAUCAUGUCUCAUCCAGUGCAACUCAGUUCAGGUGGAUUCAAAAAGGAGAAGAAACAGAGAAACAAAGCUGGGCCAUAGAUCAUGUGUAUAUUGGAGAAGCCUGCCCAAAACUCUGUAGUGGUCAUGGAUAUUGCACUACUGGAGCCAUUUGCAUUUGUGAUGAAGGAUACCAAGGUGACGACUGCUCUGUUUUUAGCCAUGAUCUUCCCAGUUACAUUAAAGAUAACUUUGAAUCUGAAAGAGUCACUGAAAUAAACUGGGAAACCAUUCAGGGUGGAGUCAUAGGGAAUGGGUGCGGACAGCUGGCACCAUAUGCCCAUGGAGAUUCACUGUAUUUUAACGGAUGUCAAAUAAGGCAAGCUAUAACUAAACCUUUGGAUCUCACACGAGCAAGCAAAAUAAUGUUUGUUUUACAAAUUGGGAGCAUUUCGCAAACAGAUAGUUGCAAUACCAACCUGAGUGAUCCUAAUACUGUAGACAAGGCAGUGCUACUGCAGUACAGUGUAAAUAACGGAAUAACAUGGCAAGUAAUUGCACAGCAUCAGCCAAAGGACUUUAUACAAGCCCAAAGAGUGUCUUAUAAUGUUCCACUGGAGGCACGAAUGAAAGGAGUCUUAUUGCGCUGGUGGCAGCCCCGUCACAAUGGAACAGGUCAUGAUCAGUGGGCUUUGGACCACGUAGAAGUCGUCCUCACUCGCAAACAAAAUUACAUGAUGAAUUUUUCACGGCAACAUGGGCUCAGGCAUUUCUACAACAGAAGACGAAGGUCACUUAGACGAUACCCAUGAAGAAAUGAGAAAUUUAUUUUUUCCUCCCAACAUGUGAUGUGUUGCUUUCCAUUCUUUAAAUCUAGCACUGCGUCUGGUAUCAGGACUUUUCCACAACAGGCUUGGUGAAAAGCUGAAAGCCUUUCUCAAGACAGAGUGUACACCACUUUUUCGCACUGUGAACUAAUGAGAAGUGACUUAUUUUCUCAUAGGUAAAUGUUUUAAUGUUGACGUGUCUGUGAAAAAUUGUGAUCUGUUGUAAUAUCAGUUACAGUGGCAGUAUUGGAAGUAAGAAACUAAUUCUGUUUAACAGGAAAAAAAAAUUUAAGCACAAAGACUUUUCAGAUGUUAUGUUUAAAAAAACUACAUAUUAAGUACAGUAUUUAACAUUCUUUGUCACAUAGCUAUUUAAGUGCACUGUAUUUCAGCUCUGUGUCAUAUUUUAUAUGAUUAAGUUAUCAUUGUUUGUCUUUGUAUUCUCUUCUACAACAUGACACAUUGGCACUGUAUUUACUUGUUAUGUUGUUGUAAUAUUUUGCUGCUGAUUUUUGGGCUAUUUUUCAUUCUGAUAACAUGCAUAAAAGAAACUGAAAUAUCUAAUCAAGUUAAUUGCAAAAGUAGUUAUAUAAAGACGUUGAUAUCCUGCAGUCUUACUCUUUGAUAUGUCUGUUGGUUAGCAUUGUUUUGUGGAUAAAAAGAAUGUUUGGCAUUAAAACUUUUUCUACUAAGCAGCUGUGGAUGAAGCCCCAAACAGAAGUUCCCAUUUCCUUGUUUAAAAGUAAUCAGUUCUCUGUGGCUGAUUUACUUACAGUAACUGCCAUUUGGUGUCUGUGGUAAUGGAGUGACUUGUAAGCAGUGAACGUUUCAUCGUGUUCUAUUUGGUGUUUGUUUCUAUUGCGGGUCAUGUUUGUAUCUUCUGAUAAAGUUGUACCUACACCAGCAACAUUAUAAUGCCCCUAUAGCCCUAAACUGUCUAUUAUCAUAAAUAAAAUGUUUCACUUUAUGGUGAACCAAGCUAAAGAUCCAUGCUUCAAUAAAGAUAAUG